Messenger RNA from Lineus longissimus, 4015 nucleotides. RefSeq names its product ADP-ribosylation factor-like protein 13B. Gene Ontology annotation, molecular function: GTPase activity; GTP binding. The coding region runs from base 213 to 1781 and encodes 522 amino acids. The record is from RefSeq and is a predicted model, not a curated record. The transcript is spliced from 10 exons. Gene Ontology annotation, cellular component: non-motile cilium; ciliary membrane. Gene Ontology annotation, biological process: non-motile cilium assembly; receptor localization to non-motile cilium. NCBI's taxonomy places the organism in Eukaryota, Metazoa, Nemertea, Pilidiophora, Heteronemertea, Lineidae.
CUUGUUUAUGAUGAUAAAUGACAUCGAUCUAUCACUACAGUUGGCUGAAAAGGAGCUGGACAUGAUGAAGACACAGAUAAGUUCAAAGCAUUUGGCUAUGACCACAUACUAUACCGUUUAGUAAUAAUAUUCAAGACUGUCAACCUCAAUAAAACAUUAUCUGGCUUUGUUAGAGUGAUUGCUUUAACCUCUUUGUCUGGAGGAAAAGCUAAAUGUUCGGGAUGAUGGGGAAUUGUAUGUCGUGGUUGAAGAGGCGUUCCAAACCUGGAAGGCAACUGACCCUGGGUAUAUUUGGUAUUGAUAAUGCUGGGAAGACUGUUACUACUCGUGGAUUACAAGGAGACACAAUAGAUGAUGUUGCACCGACCGUUGGUUUCCAAAACAAUGAUUUCAAAUUUGACCGUUAUGACAUCACGCUUUACGAUCUUGGUGGUGGCAAAAACAUCCGUCCAAUUUGGAAGAAUUACUAUACAGAAAUUUAUGGCAUAAUUUACGUCAUUGAUUCAAGUCAACCCGACCGAAUAAUCGAAACGAAAGAAGUCUUGUCAGAGUUACUAGAGAAUGAUAAGGUUGAAAGGAAACCGAUUCUCAUUUUAGCUAAUAAACAAGAUUGUGAGGGUGCUCUAGAUGAGUUAGAUAUCUGUGAUAGUCUGGGUCUGGAGGAGAUAGUCAAUGUACACAAAUGCCCUUGUAGAGUGGAAAUGUGCAGUGCGACGCUUGGUCAGGGGAAAAAGUUGGAUCGGGGUAUCAAAAUGGGCUUCCAAUGGCUCCUUGACAGAAUUGAUGCCGAUUAUGAUGAUCUUCAUGCAAGAAUCUCUGCCGAUGUUGAAAAGCAGCAGGCCAUUGAGGCUCAGCAGAGAAAGGAACGGGCCGAAAGGGUUCGAAAAAUAAGAGAAGACAGAGAAAAGAAAGAGGCUGAGGAACGUCGACUGCGGGGUGAACCUGAUCCAAAAGAUGAUGAAGAGGAUAUCGAUACUGGAAAUCCUUUCCAAACAAUAAAUGACUAUGUGACUGAACGAACCAACCCCUCGGAGAAAAAGGACUCUGAGAAGAAAGUGAAAGAAGCACCUGAAGAAAAUGAUGAAAAUGCGGUGGAGGCCACAGUCAGUCCCAGGGUCUCUAGAAUCGAUUCUUUGACAAGAAGCCAAGAAGGUGAUAUCAUUAUGCAAAGACAAUUAAACGAGAAUUCAAAUCACUCAGUAGAACCUGCUGAUCCUCCGGUCAAUCCGUAUUUGUCUCAGGUUAAGUCUAAGUCAGUACAAAGGUCGGGGUCGCCGAUGCCAGUCACAGUGGGGACGCCACUUGGUCUUUCGCGGAGUCUGGAUGUGGAUAAUGACGAUGAUGAUGAUAUUGGAGGGGCGCCUAUGCCAAGGCGCCUUCAAUCCUUAGAUGGUGGAGAUCAACAGCCACCUGAAGCUGGAGAAAAGAAGAAGAAAAAGAAGAAGAAGAAGAUAAAAAAGAAUCAAACAGUCCCAUUAGUAGAAGAAGAUGAAGGCCUUGAUGGAGCCUCACCACUUCCGCCCCUUGCCCUUGGGCCACCAACAAACUGGCAAACUCCUAGUCCAAGAAGUAAUAGACUUGAGCCGCUGGGUGGCAUUCAGCCUAGGCCUUCACCGAGAACUACUCAAUCGCAGAGCACAUUUGAUGGGCCACCUUCUCAUGUGUCUGCUUCCGCAGGUAUGGAGAAAUGGGGUUUUGCUGAAGAUUUGCCUGAAGUAAGUAGUGACAUACACAUGAGGAGGUUUGGACCAAAUGCUGACAACGAUGACAUCAUGACGUGAAACCGACAGUAUUUGGUUUUAAGAUUUCUGAGGGAUUACCUAGAAAUGUGUCUACACUGAGUUAGUGGUGUACCUACCUGAAUUGAAAAGUAGGGCUACUCUCUUAUUUUUUCAGUCUUAUAGGUUCCCUCCGCUAUUCACCACUCCGUCCAAUCCCGUUGGUGCAUAUACUGUAACUGUUUUUGUUAUGAUUUUGAUUAUAAUGAUUGAAAAACAAUCAAUUCUACAUUUUAAUUGAAAUCAAAUUUAAUUGGGGAGUAAUGUGGAAAUAGUGGGGUGAGUAAUGAUGAAGUGAAUGAGACAUUAAAUUAAUACUUAGUUCUGUAAGAAUUGAUAUUCUUAUCUGUAGAGAUAAAAAAUUUGUUUGACCAGUUCUUGUAGCUUUUUAAAAUUAUUUGACACAGCUGAUUUCUGUGAUCUAUGGCAUCCCUUCAGGUUGUUCUGUUUGAGGCCAAUAUCUCACUUAAACUUCGCUCUGCUAUUUUAUGAAAUGCCUCUUGGUAUCACAGGGAUUCUUUUCCAUUCAUACAAUAUAGCGAUCCAUGAUAACAUGUACAUGUAUUUCACUAUUGCUUCAAUGAUGUCCAAUAGAAACUUCGAUGUAUCUGCCAAACUUUUGUCUAUGUGUCAUGUUCAUUUGUUAAGUAUUGUUAUUAAGGGUCGUCCAGCAAGUGAGUUGGCAAAAAUAAAAUCAACGCUGUUAUUUGUAUUAUUACUAGUUUAAUGUAUAACCUGUUAAUGUUUAGGCUUGGUUUAAAUAUUGCUAUGAGCAAGGACAAAGACAUGUCUUCGUUUAUAUUCUUGCAAUCAGCAGCCAUUUAUCCAAAGAUUUGAGGUACGGAGUGCCCCAACUCUUGAUAAAAGUCUGUAAAAGUGACCACAAGUUUGUUGAGAAUACCUGUCAGUUAGAAAGUAUGCCAUGAGGGUAAAAAUGAAAUCAAAACUUGGACACAAUUGACAUCAUGUCUUUGUCGCACACUGUACAACGAUGAGUUUUGAAAAUGAUUGUAUUGUGAUAAAUGUAUAUCAAAUUGUUUUUUAGCCAUCCAUCCACCUCUUCAGAGCAAUAAGCAUUUAUUUGAAGAUCUAACAAAUGUUACAUGUUCUCAACUUCUUGUGUGGUACUGUUGAUCUUGCCACAACAGUGUAUCUAUCCACCACAACAGUAUAUGUUAGUCCAUCCACCACAACAAUGUAUCCAUCCACCACAACAGUAUAUGUAAGUCCAUCCACCACAACAAUGUAUCCAUCCACCACAACAGUAUAUGUUUGUCCAUACACUACAACAGUGUUUCCAUCCAAUCCAAUGCAAAAGUAUGUUCGUACCUAUGUCCCUAACCCUUCACAGCAGUCUGCCCAUCCAAGCACAGUGCAUGACGUGUACAUAUGUUUUGUGUAUAAACAAUUUUAUAUUCUGAUUUUAUAGAAUUUCCCUCCAAGGCUCCAUGUAAUAUAUAUUGUUUCAGAAAUCAAGAUUCUCACACAAUGUUGUACAUAUUUCAUAUCUACAUGUAUUCAGAUGGUUUAAAAUGGGGAGUUUCAGGGGAUAGAAAUGAAAUUCUAGGUCUUAGCCAAAAAGUUGACGUAUUACAGUUUGUAGUAAUUGCCUACCAGUUUAUUUUAUCAAGUGUCUUCUAUACUUAAGAAGCUGGGAAAACCAGAAAGCAUUGUUAAUGAUACAUGUAAUAGUGUUUUAAUAGUUUGAAAGAAAGAUACUUAAGAGUCUCUCUCAGUAUAUACUCUGCCACUGUUUCAAAUAUAAUUUUACUGUGAAACGAAAGUCUGGUGUUCAUUUUAUUCCUUUUGCUGAUCCAUAAAUUAGUCCAGUCUCUUUCAGGAAUCCUUUGUUAUGAUCACUUGAUGGGUCUAUGUCUUUCUUCCCGACAGUGUCCUUUUCACUAGGUAGUUACAUGGAGGUUCUGUGGAUAGCAAGACAUAGACCUGACAGUUCCCUCGGGUGGGUCUAAGACUCAAGAGGGGUCACCUGGCCCUUACUUGUCAGUAUUUAGUGGUCAAAUUCAAAUAUGUUUUUGAAAUCAGGGUUGGCGCGCCCAUUCGCAUUUUCGCCACUUGGGAAUGCUGCACAUGAGUGGCGAAUAUAAAACAAUGUCUGGCUAAAAAUUUUGCGAAUUCAAUUUGAAUUGCCAUGAUUUGGCGAGAGAGUAAUAGUGUUGUGCGAAAAUUGAUCAAAGUCUGUCAAAAAGAUCCACUUCCACACCAAAUGCACCAAGGAA